AUGGACCUGCUGACCCCUAAGCUGCUGCUGGGAGCCGGGGGAAAGGGAGCAGUAGAAAAGAGGGGAGAAGAGGACCCCAGCAUAGCUGUGUCCUCUGCCGUGGCUUUGGGAGGAUGCAGAGAGAAGAAGUAUGAUUACUAUAGCCUGCCGAAAACCUCUGUUGUGAUAGCUUUUUAUAAUGAGGCUUGGUCAACACUUCUGCGAACUGUUCAUAGUGUUCUUGAGACAUCUCCAGAUAUACUUUUGGAAGAAAUUAUCCUUGUAGAUGAUUACAGUGACAAAGAACAUCUGAAGGAGGCUUUGGAAAACUAUGUGGCUGGUUUACGCAAGGUGCGUCUUAUCCGUGCAAAUAAGCGAGAGGGACUGGUUCGAGCCCGGCUGCUGGGGGCAAGCGUGGCGAAAGGGGACAUCCUGACCUUCCUGGACUGCCACUGCGAAUGCCACGAGGGCUGGCUGGAGCCGCUGCUGGCAAGGAUUGCAGAAGAAGAAUCAGCUGUCGUCUGCCCUGUUAUUGAUGUUAUUGACUGGAAUACAUUUGAGUACUUGGGAAAUGCCGGUGAGCCACAGAUUGGUGGAUUUGACUGGAGACUGGUCUUCACUUGGCAUGUUACCCCUGAAAGAGAACAAAAACGGAGGAAAUCCAAGACCGAUGUGAUCAGGUCUCCAACCAUGGCAGGUGGAUUGUUUUCUGUGAGCAAGAAGUAUUUUGAUUAUCUUGGUUCAUAUGACACAGGAAUGGAAGUCUGGGGAGGAGAAAACCUUGAAUUUUCAUUUAGGAUAUGGCAGUGUGGAGGAAGUCUUGAGAUCCACCCGUGCUCACAUGUAGGUCACGUUUUCCCCAAACAAGCUCCAUACUCACGGUCCAAAGCUUUGGCAAACAGUGUGCGUGCAGCUGAAGUGUGGAUGGAUGAGUAUAAAGAACUUUAUUACCACCGAAACCCACACGCUCGCCUGGAACCAUAUGGAGAUGUGACAGAAAGGAAACUUCUUCGAGAGAAGCUGAAAUGUAAGGACUUCAGAUGGUUCUUGGAUAAUGUGUACCCAGAGCUUCAUGUACCUGAGGACAGACCAGGCUUCUUUGGAAUGCUGAAGAAUAGAGGAAUGGCAAACUUCUGUUUUGAUUAUAACCCUCCGAAUGAACAUCAGGUAACUGGACACAGGAUCAUACUGUACCCAUGUCAUGGCAUGGGACAAAAUCAGUUUUUCGAGUACACAUCCCAUAAUGAAAUACGUUACAACACUCGACAGCCAGAAGUCUGUGCAGCAGUCGAUUCAGGGACCGACUACUUGACAAUGUACUUGUGUCAAGAAAAUGUCCACAAUAUUCCUGAAAACCAAAAGUUUGUUUUCAGAGAGGACGGUACUUUGUUUCAUCCACACACCCAGAAGUGCGUACAAGCAGAGUCAAAUGCUUACAAUGGUAACCCAGCACCAUUGUUACGACCAUGUACCAACUCGGACUACCAAAAAUGGUUCUUCAAAGAAAGAAGUUGAUCCAGAUGUCAUCUAGGAUGUAGCUGAAUAUGAAAAUGUUCUCUCUCUAGUCAGCAGUUAGCCUUUUGAAAAUCACAUAAGUGAUAUAUUUUUGUAUGGAAAGAACUGUAAUCAGUUUACAAGCCUUGAAUUUCAUUUUCUGGAGCAUUAAAAGGCACUAAGCAUUGAGAGCUACGUAAAGUAAGUGCAGGGGUUAUAUCAUGCCACAUAAUCUGCUCCUCUUCUUUUCUUUAUUUGGCAGCUACAUAACUUUUUAUGAAGUGUCUUAGGUUCUUUUCACAAGUGACAAUGUAUUUUUUUAGUCUACUGUGUGAAAGUA
This is a messenger RNA of Pterocles gutturalis (yellow-throated sandgrouse), 1813 nucleotides long. RefSeq names its product polypeptide N-acetylgalactosaminyltransferase 12 (gene GALNT12). Gene Ontology annotation, cellular component: Golgi apparatus. Bases 1 to 1494 code for a protein of 497 amino acids. The transcript is spliced from 10 exons. The record is from RefSeq and is a predicted model, not a curated record. NCBI's taxonomy places the organism in Eukaryota, Metazoa, Chordata, Aves, Pterocliformes, Pteroclidae.